UAGGUAGGUACCUACCUACCAUGUACCUACCUACACUUUAUGAUUUAUCAUGGACAUUGAGUCCGUUGUCAUAACGUCGCGAAUUCAGCGACAAAUAUACCACCAUCAAUCAAUUAUGAGUGAUGUAAAUAAUAGAUAAGUAGGAGUUAUCAACCAGUAUUAUCCGCAAAAAUUUUCUUAUUGAGUAUUCUGGAUAUCUUGAGCGUAUUUUUAAGGCAGCAGUCAUGACUUUACCGUUGCCUAUACCUCCGUGUUCAAAAAGAGAUGGUGUUAGCGGUUUAAGUUGUGAUCAUUUUGAUUAUACUGAUCUGAAAAGUAGUAUGGCUACAACAUUGCUUGCUCCCGUAAAAACUGAAAGAGAUAUUCUUGAACACUCCAUGUACGAAGACGACCCGAAUGCUAAUACUCAAUUACCAAGUGAAGUGGGUACUCAACCUAGAUGGGGACCGCGACAUCGUGGUGCUCAAGAGCUUGCAGAGCUAUAUAGUCCUGGAAAACGUCUGCAAGAAUGGGUAUGUGUCAUCGUAUGUUGCACUCUAUGUGCAAUUGCAGGACUUUUGAUGGCUAAAUAUGUUCGACCGGAUGCCUCUUUGCUUCUGGCGGCACUUGCUGGAGUUCUCACAGCUGAUUUUGCAUCAGGAUUUGUACACUGGGCAGCUGAUACCUGGGGUGCUGUUGAUCUUCCGAUAAUCGGCAAGAAUUUUUUGCGUCCAUUCCGCGAACAUCACAUUGACCCCACCUCAAUAACUCGGCAUGAUUUUAUUGAAACAAAUGGAGACAAUUUUGCUAUAACUAUUCCUGUUUUAGCGAGAAUAGUGUGGCAGUUAUUGACGUAUGAUGUUGUCACAAUUAAUGAACAAUUUCACUGGAUAUCUUAUUGGUAUCUGUGUUGCAUAUUUGUGGCGAUGACAAAUCAGAUCCACAAAUGGUCCCACACCUAUUUCGGCCUCCCCACUUGGGUGGUUUGGCUUCAAGAGUGGCACAUAGUGUUGCCUCGACGCCAUCACCGUAUACACCACGUGGCGCCGCACGAGACUUACUUUUGUAUAACUACAGGUUGGUUAAACUGGCCUCUAGAGAAAUUGCACUUCUGGUCCAAUCUAGAAAACGUCAUUGAAGCUCUCACUGGAUGCAAACCAAGGGCAGAUGAUAUGAAGUGGGCACAAAAACGUUCUUAGAAAAUGCCUGACGACGUUUUUUCUUAUAACUAUAAUAGCUAGGUGAAAAUGACUUUGUAUUGUUAUACUAUUAUUAAUCUCAUUGAUAUGCAAGUCGUGAUGGUUGCUUUUAAUAGUAUGGUUAUUUAUUUAUUUAUACAUAUAUAUUUGAAUAAUGUAUGUUUACCACAAAACUUUCCAAAGAAUUAAUAACUUUAAAUACCUGAUUAUUGGCGACUAAAAAUAUAGAUAAUAAGAUAGGUACAAGUACAACAGCUAUUUUUAAAAUUAUGGUACUUUUUUAAAAUAAUAAUGUAUCAGCACAAUUUUUCUACAUAUAAGUAAGUACUAUUAGUGCGUAAUUUUAUUCCUGGAAUUCUUUAAGAUAUUACAAAUAUUGAGUAAAUAUAAUUUUGGAUUUUUUUGCAGCUUAAAAUGACAGUCGCUAUUCGCUGCAUUAAUAAAUAAUUUAAUGUGCCUUAUGCCUUUCAAAUUCGAUUUGAAUAGUAAACCACUAGAAUUUAUUAAACGGUUAUAGAUUCGGGGCUCAUUGUCUGUUAAUACGCGUAAUUUGUAUUAAUUUAUAAAUAGUUCCUAAUAACUUAACUUAUAAAAAGAUAAAUAUUAAAUUUAGAAGAAAUGAAACAAUUUCAUCCUACACAAAAUAUAUUUUGUGAAAAUAUAUUUUCACAAUAUUUUCACAAAAUAUAUGUUAAAACUAAAAUUUGUAAUAAUAAAUUGUCUAACUAGCCUAUGAAAUUAGCGUUUAGGUCUUACAAAAAAGAUCGUCAUUUAUUUUUAUUAUUAUUGUUGUUUGUUUUUACUGCGCGGCCACACACUCGACUAGUGGUAUGGGAAGUAACGAGGAAAGUAGGCGAGACAUAGUGUGGACACGUUACUCGUCGUGCUCAUCGUCCUGCUCACUGCUCCCUAUUUUGUCGGUAUUUGCGCACGAGUCAAAGGACCGACAAUACGAGUGCGAUUAGGGAUG
This is a messenger RNA of Colias croceus (clouded yellow), 2148 nucleotides long. It is a transcript of the gene Kua, whose product is annotated as plasmanylethanolamine desaturase. The transcript has 4 exons. The record is from RefSeq and is a predicted model, not a curated record. Lineage: Eukaryota; Metazoa; Arthropoda; Insecta; Lepidoptera; Pieridae. The coding region runs from base 225 to 1178 and encodes 317 amino acids. Gene Ontology annotation, molecular function: oxidoreductase activity.